GGCUGAGUGCGCCGGCAGUCCGCGCACUAACCGUACCAUGUGCAUAGACUUGCAAUUUAAAAAAAAAUAAAAAAAAAGUACGUUGACAGUUUCAUUCGCGCGGGAAAUUUGACGUGUAGUGUGCGUUCGAUUUUCAAAAAUUUGUACAGACUGUGUUUGUGUGACAUUUGUUUUUUUUAUUAUUAUUUUAUUUCGGUGUGUGUGACUUUUUGGCUGAAUUAAACAAUGGGCUCCCUGCCUCGGGUCUCGGUGGUGAACGGCGCCCGCACCCUGGUGCCAGCCGCCCCCCUGCCGCACCACCUCUCACACCUGGCCACCAGUGAAAACACUGCUUUGGUGUAUUCAGAUGAGACUUGCAGUGUACGAGUGAGUUACGCGGAGUUGGAGGCUCGCACUAACGCCCUCGCGAGGGCCAUAGCAUCACGCGCUGCACCUAAGGGGGCUAACAGAGAUGGAGACUACGUCAUCGCUGUUUGUAUGCAGCCUACACACAAUACCAUCACCACGUUGCUGGCGACUUGGAAGGCAGGAGCAGCGUACGUGCCGAUGGAGCCGAGCUUCCCCCAAGCCAGGAUCUCACACAUCUUGAAGGAUGCUGAACCAGCUCUCGUUAUUUAUGAUGAGACAGCUAACCCAGCCAUGUUCUCUGGAAGUGGUAUCCCAGCAGUGUCAUUCGAGGAGUUGUCACACGAAGCUAGUGGACUAUCAGCUGAUAAAGUCAAGGAUAUGGAGGCACUGUCUCCGGCGAGGAGUGAGAGCAUCGCCAUCUUUAUACUUCUAGUACUGAAUACCGGGUAUCCCAGAGGAGUCCGUCUCUCCUACUCAGCAGUUUGCAACCGCCUCUGGUGGCAGUUCCAAACCUUUCCAUACACUGACUCCGAGGUCCACUGCGUCUGGAAGACUGCUCUGACCUUCGUGGACUCUGUCUGUGAGAUCUGGGGACCUCUGCUGCACGGCAGGACCUUGGUCAUCCUGUCUCGAGAGACCACUAGGGAUCCUCAGAAACUGGUCAACGUUCUGGCUGAUAAUCAGAUCCAACGUCUAGUGCUAGUACCAACCCUACUGCGAUCUAUCCUCAUGUACCUUUCCUUGAAACCUUCGGAAAGACCUCUGAAGCACCUUAAACUCUGGGUAUGCUCUGGAGAGACACUGAGCAAGGACUUGGCUGCCCAGUUCUUCAAGAACUUCGGUGACCAUAAUGGGUAUAAACUGGCGAACUUCUACGGCAGUACUGAAGUGAUGGGAGAUGUCACUUACUAUGUGUUGGAGAAUGCUCGUCAGCUUGAUAUCCAUCCUACUAUUCCUAUUGGUACUCCACUGAACAAUUGUGCUGUCUACCUUCUGGAUGAGGAGAUGAACCCGGCUCAUGAGUCGGAGCCUGGCGAGGUGUGGGUGGCCGGACGCAACCUGGCUGAGGGCUACGUCGGAGGACAGGGAGCUGACAAGUUUAUUGAUAACCCUCAUGCUGUUCAUCCAGACUUUGGUCGUCUGUACCGCACUGGUGACUUCGGCGUGCUGCAGAAGGGAGUGAUCCUGUACGCUGGUCGCACUGACUCGCAGAUCAAGAUCAGAGGACAUAGGGUAGACUUGCAGGAGGUGGAUCGUGCUGUCGCUGGUGUUAACGGUGUUGAUAAAUGUGUAGUGUUAUGCUACGGUUUAGAGCGUGGUAACCCUGAGAUCCUGGCCUUCGUCACCAUCAAGCCUGAAGCCAGGAUUGCUGCUCAGCAUAUUGAGGCUGCCCUCAAGAACAGCCUCACGCAUUACAUGAUUCCUCAGGUGAUCGAAGUAGAGAGCAUACCGCUGCUGGUGAACGGCAAAGUAGACCGACAAGCGCUGCUCAAGAUGUACGAGAACACCAAUAAUAAUGACGAUUCAGAAAUACCCCUAGAGCUGGACUACUCUUCAGUGUCUCCAUCCGACAUGCAAGCUGCGAAGGUCCUCUUCGAGACAGUAGGAGAGGUGCUGGGCAGGGCUGCCCGCGGUGCCAUCAGCGUGAGGGCCGGCUUCUACGAACUGGGAGGAAACUCCCUCAACUCUAUUUAUACCAUCACCAGGUUGAGGGACAAGGGGUAUUAUAUUGAUAUCAGCGACUUCCUCGGCGCCUCCAACCUGGGCGAGGUACUCUCCCACAUGAGCACCAGCCCGCAGCAGGACGACGGUGAGAAGGAGCUGUUCUCCGCCGAACCACUGGCUGAUGAACAUAAACAGGAGGUUAUAGAAAUGAUAGUAUCAUCGUUCUACAACAAAGCGGAGUUGGAGCAGUUCUUGAAACAUGAGAUCGACACGAACGACUACGCCGUGCUGAUCAGCGACACCUGGCCAGCGCUCAUCAAGGCUCAACUCAGUGUUGUGCUGAAGAAUUCAUCAGGAGUCCCAAUAGCUGUGGCAUUAAACUUCGACGCUCGAGACGAACCUGACGUGGAGUCCGAUGAGACAGGUGGGCUGAUGAAGAUCAUGAUCUUCCUGGAGUUCGUCGAGAGUUCUGUCAGGGACGCUAUGCUACCGCCUGGGAAAGGCACUAUCCUGCACUCCUUCAUGAUGGCGACAGCUGAGAGCCUGACUCCGAGGGAGAACGUGGCCGCCAUCAGGGCGCUGGAGAACGCCACCAUGAACAUCGCCAAGGAGCGAGGAUUCCAUGGCGUGUUCACCACCAACACUAGCCCUUUGACACAGCAACUUGGUACAGAUGUACUAGGCUACCAGACUCUCCUGGACUAUCAGAUAAACCAGUACGUUGACCCCAACGGCGACAGGAUCUUCGGGAAAGCCCCCGACGACAUGAGAGCCAUCGUAUGUUGGAAGCCCCUGGAGUAACUGUGAUAUAUUUAUAAGUUAAAUUAAGCUUUAGCUGUUACACCUAAGGUACAUUUUAGAUUGUGUUGUUUUGUGAGUUAGAACGUUUUGUGUUUUGCUGUUAUAUGUAUAGGUUAGUUAAUUGUUUGUUGAAAUUAGAAGCUAAUGUUUAGGCUGUAAAGUGUAUUUUGCAUUGGCUAUUUGUAGAGUAAAGUUUACAUAUACCUAUUGCUCGAAUUUAUCUCUAGGGAAUAUUAUGAAAUAAUGUAGACUUUAUAGCCUUGCAAUAAGACAUGUUUUAGAUUAUACUGAUACUGAAGUUGAUGCUUGUUCAAUUGAGACUUUAAUGCUUUUACCUAAGGUCCUUUUUUCUUUGAAUGAAAAAGUACAGUGAUUUUUCUUGCCAGUUUAUAAACCUUCUGUAUUUCAUAAGUUUAAUGUAUUUUUAAAAUAAUUUAUAACUAACCAGUAUUUAGAAUAGUAUUGUUAUUAUUUAACCUCGCAAAAAGCUGUGUUUUAAAUUUUAAGUUUGGCCCUUAAUGCGUCGGCAUUUGUGUUGUAAAAGCAACUCUAAAAUUACCUAUGUAAGGUUGAAUAUCGCUUACAUGUUAUAGAGCUGUAAGGUCUAUAUUGGCGUACAAAAAUGUAAAAUAAUAGUUGAAAGAAUUAAACGAAUUUUCAUUCACAUGAA
Molecule: messenger RNA, 3484 nt
Organism: Spodoptera frugiperda (fall armyworm)
Lineage: Eukaryota; Metazoa; Arthropoda; Insecta; Lepidoptera; Noctuidae
Gene: e
Product: zwittermicin A synthase ZmaJ
Exons: 18
Coding region: 226-2814 (862 amino acids)
Source: RefSeq, a predicted model, not a curated record